AUUUUGGUUGCUUCAAGCACCCGUACUGUAAAUACUAGACACGAUGCGCAUUCACUUCCAAGCGCUCCUAUUAAGGACUACACACUUGACCGCUGUGAUCAGUCCAAGGGGCAGGACGGAGCUAUGGCCGCAUUUUUUAAAGCAAGAAGCGCUAUCGGCUUAUGUCUCAGUGGUUGUCGGAGAUUGUCACAGCUCGCGGAGCUACCAGAGACUCAUCAGAUACUCAGACAGACCUGCAGAGACUACGCUGACCGGGAACUUGCCCCCAUUGCUGCCAGCCUUGACAAGGAGCAUUCAUACCCGGCAAAACAGAUUCAGGAGUUGGGAUCGAUGGGGGUGUUGGCCAUGGAGGUACCAGAGGAGCUGGGUGGAGCAGGGAUGGACUACCUAGCAUACAGCCUGGCCGUGGAGGAGAUCAGUCGGGGCUGCGCUAGCACUGGAGUGAUCGUCUCCGUUAACAAUUCUCUCUAUAUUGGGCCAAUAUUAAAGUUUGGUACAGACGAGCAGAAAAAGCAGUGGAUCACACCGUUCACCUCUGGAGAGAAGGUGGGCUGCUUCUCCCUGAGUGAGCCAGGUAACGGCAGUGAUGCAGGUGCAGCGUCCACGACAGCUCGACAGGAGGGAGAUGAGUGGGUGCUGAAUGGAACCAAGGCCUGGAUCACCAACAGCUGGGAUGCCUCCGCCACUGUUGUGUUUGCCACUACAGAUAAGAAGCUCAAACAUAAGGGAAUCAGUGCCUUCCUGAUCCCCAUGCCGCACCCCGGGCUUUCUCUGGGAAAGAAGGAAGACAAAUUGGGCAUCAAAGCCUCGUCCACCGCCAACAUCAUCUUGGAGGACUGCAGAAUACCGCUGGGCAACAUGCUGGGCCCUCGUGGGGCUGGAUUCAAGAUUGCCAUGCAAACCCUGGACAGCGGGAGGAUCGGCAUUGCAUCUCAGGCUCUGGGCAUAGCUCAGGCCUCUCUGGACUGUGCUGCAGACUACGCACACAAACGGACCGCGUUCGGUGCUCCUAUUGGCAAACUGCAGGCCAUACAGUUCAAACUUGCUGACAUGGCUGUGGCGGUAGAGAGCGCUCGUCUGCUCACCUGGAAGGCUUCCCUUCUGCGCGAUUCCAAGAAAGCCUUCACUAAGGAAGCUGCUAUGGCCAAGCUGGCAGCGUCUGAGGCCGCCACAUUCUGCUCCCAUCAGGCGAUCCAAAUCCUGGGUGGAAUGGGGUACGUGACGGAUAUGCCCGCAGAGAGGCACUACCGCGACGCUCGCAUUACGGAGAUCUACGAGGGCACCAGCGAGAUCCAGAGACUGGUGAUCGCCAACCAGCUACUGAAGGAAUACGAGUCAUAGGUUGGACAUCGCCACGGAGAUUUCACCUCAUCAUCACUAAAGAAAAAGAAGCCACCUCAUUAAAACUUGGUUUUCACUAAGUUGCAGCUUUUAUAUAUUUUUAAGUGACAGACAUUUAACAUAAGGACAGUAAGUAACAGAGUGGUGUGUAUUGAUCUGUUGCAGAUAAUCACUGGACACACACUUAACUCCUGUGCCAAGAAUUAAUUUCCACAUCAUUGUUUUUUUGACUGACUCUUUAAGUUCACAACUUUAAACCAGGAUCAUUUUGUUCUCACUGUUGACGCCUGCAUCUUUUCUCCUGUUGCGUCUAUGAAGAGGUUUAGCCACCAGGGGGCGACAGUGUGCCUUCACUUGUCUUGACCCAUUUCUGUCUGGGAUUCCUGAAUCCUUGGAAAUACUGCAGUGGAAUCGGUUGCACACUUGUUUCCAGAGUGUACAUGGUUUUAUUAACUUAUUUUUCAGGUUGGAAGCUACUGCUGAUACUUGAAUGAUGUUUGUUGACUUGCACAUUUUAGGUGGUCAACCUUUUAAAGAAUAAAAGAUUACAUAUGUGAAUUUGUAAAACAUUAA
This is a messenger RNA of Betta splendens (Siamese fighting fish), 1914 nucleotides long. It is a transcript of the gene acads, whose product is annotated as acyl-CoA dehydrogenase short chain. Gene Ontology annotation, molecular function: flavin adenine dinucleotide binding. Bases 124 to 1341 code for a protein of 405 amino acids. The transcript is spliced from 10 exons. The record is from RefSeq and is a predicted model, not a curated record. Gene Ontology annotation, biological process: butyrate catabolic process; fatty acid beta-oxidation using acyl-CoA dehydrogenase. Lineage: Eukaryota; Metazoa; Chordata; Actinopteri; Anabantiformes; Osphronemidae. Gene Ontology annotation, cellular component: mitochondrion.